UUCUUUGUUCAAGGAUAGGAUUCAUUAGCGUUGCAAGCGCCACACGUAUAUCCAAAACAACGCAAAUUAAUAUUUGAAAAUGGCGGCAGCUGCAUCAGCGUCAUCUUCCAUGGUGGCCACCGCCGUUUUGGCUCCACGUUUUCCGACCGCCGCUAGAACUACCCGCUGCAGUGCCUUGCCGCCUCUCCUCCCUCGUGUUUCCACCGCUUCCUUUUCCUCUUCCGUUAAGUUAGUUCCAGAAUCCAAGAGGUUUUCUCUGCUUCAGACAAAAGCCUCAGAGGAGACCUCUGUUGAUGCUGGGGAGCUUUUCACUGAAUUGAAGGAAAAGUGGGAUAAAGUUGAGAACAAGUCCACGGUUCUUCUUUAUGGUGGUGGGGCUAUAGUUGCUGUUUGGCUAUCAUCCAUUCUCGUUGGUGCCGUUAACUCGGUCCCUUUGCUUCCAAAGAUGAUGGAGUUGAUAGGACUUGGAUACACAGGAUGGUUUAUCUACAGAUACCUUCUCUUCAAGUCAAGCAGGAAAGAACUAGCCACGGAUAUUGAAGCACUGAAGAGCAAGAUUGCUGGAAUUGAAUAGAUGCACAGCAACGGCAUGUUCAUUUAUUCGGUAGUAUUAUCUUUUUGGUCCUUUUUUGUAACCUGUAAAAGAGAUAUCUAUAUCCUGUAAUUGUAGGAUUGCCUUGUAUGAAUCCUUGUCACCUUUUCA
This is a messenger RNA of Hibiscus syriacus, 703 nucleotides long. RefSeq names its product protein CURVATURE THYLAKOID 1A, chloroplastic-like. Gene Ontology annotation, cellular component: chloroplast thylakoid membrane; thylakoid. The transcript is spliced from 5 exons. The record is from RefSeq and is a predicted model, not a curated record. Bases 80 to 574 code for a protein of 164 amino acids. Lineage: Eukaryota; Viridiplantae; Streptophyta; Magnoliopsida; Malvales; Malvaceae.